Molecule: messenger RNA, 3228 nt
Organism: Triplophysa dalaica
Lineage: Eukaryota; Metazoa; Chordata; Actinopteri; Cypriniformes; Nemacheilidae
Product: saccharopine dehydrogenase-like oxidoreductase
Exons: 20
Coding region: 331-2388 (685 amino acids)
Biological process (GO): glycolipid biosynthetic process; positive regulation of Golgi to plasma membrane protein transport
Cellular component (GO): plasma membrane; lipid droplet; mitochondrion
Molecular function (GO): connexin binding
Source: RefSeq, a predicted model, not a curated record
GCUGUUUUCAAGACAACCCAGUUCCAAUGCUCCUUAUUAACCGAUGGGUGGCGCCAAACCACCCCCAUAAAGACUGGCCGUAGGCCGAAACCUUUUAAGAAACGCCCCGGUCUGGAUCGUAAACAACUGCACAGAUGCGACGCGAUGGCAUGCGCUCGAAACUGAUUUCAGAUCGGUGUUCAUUUCUCACACGAGGACACGGGGUCGCUUUUUUAGCAGCUCUGGGAACAGAUAUGGAAAAGUGGACUUCUGUGCAGAUGCGGACUGCUGAAACAUUACUAUAGAAACCAGAAUUAUGAAGAAGCCUGAAAUGAAGGAGACGAGGAAGAGAUGGAAGAGAUGAGCAGGAUUACUCACCCAGAAUCUUCAGAAGAGAUCAGACUUCACCUAAACAUCUCUGAUGAGAAUCAGAACAAGCUAAAAGAGACCGAGACUAUGGACUUCGACAAUGUUAAACACGACUUGGGGAAUGGGAACACACAAGCCUUAAUAAGCCAUAGUUGCUCUGUAGAUCAUGGCAGCCUCUCUGGAAUGGUGCCACCUGGGCCAAGUCCUUCUCUUCUGGCUUCGCUGCAGUCUCUUGUUGAAGAUAAUGAUCACAUGCUCCUCCCUCAUUCCUUACACAAGAUAGCAGAGGCCUAUUUCCUUGAAGAGGAUUAUCAUUGGGCAGCCGAGUUUCUCACUCUGGAGAGGCUCUACCAUGAGAGACUUGUGUCUAAUCUUGCCUCCAUACAGGAGCAAUGGGUAACCCAGUGGAACGCCAGCUUUCAAACCAAAAGUGACUCUCCUGUAAGUGAGACAGAGAAAGCACAUUUGGAUUCAUUGAGUCACAUCUGUAAGACACAUCAGAGACCAAACCUCCUUACAGAAAAGAACAGCUUGUUGUUGCAGAACACAAAUGACACAAAGCUACAAAGCAGCCCAGCCCAUGUAAUAUACCAAAGAGGCUCUGAACAAGAGAAUACUUUAGUGAACUCAACUGUUAAAGAAAACCGGGCGGGUGACAACACACGGCGAGAAGCUGAACAGGAGCCAGAUGAGGGGGAGGGGCUGGAGGAAGACUUUGAGGAAGAUGAGUACUGGAAUGAGGAACUUCAGGAAGAGACUGCCAUGGAUGGCCAAGUUCCUGUGGAUGAGCUGGCCAAACUCAUUCAGAUAGAGGAGAUGUUUCCUUCAAAUGGCUUAGUCUCUAUUUUAAAGAAGAGAGCUUGCGUCAAGGGAACAGAAAGUCUCGAUCCACAAAAAACCUCCAAACGCAAAGUUCGCUUCAGGGAGCCAGACGACGCUUUUGAUCAAGGUAAACCAGAGCUGAAGAGUGUGGAGGUUAUUGUAGCAGAUGUAGCCGAGCCGGAGUCGCUGGCCAUCAUGUGCAAACAAGGUGUCAUUGUGCUCAACUGCGUGGGACCAUAUAGAUUUUAUGGAGAGCCCGUGGUGAAGGCCUGUUUAGAAAAUGGGGCCCACUGCAUUGACAUUUGUGGAGAGCCACAGUUUUUAGAGGGGAUACAGCUGAACUAUCACUCUGCAGCUCAGGAGAAUGGCGUGUAUAUCAUCGGAAGUUGUGGAUUUGAUUCCGUCCCAGCAGAUAUGGGCAUCCUCUACACACGGGAUCAAUUCAAAGGAACGCUCACUGCCGUGGAGAGCUUUUUGACUGUAAGCACAGGUCCCGAGGGAGGAUGUGGCCACGAUGCAACGUGGAGGUCAGCCAUCUUUGGCUUUGCCGACAGCUCCAAUCUCAGAAGAAUAAGGAAGAAGUUUGGGUAUAAACCACUCCCUGUCGCCGGCGCUAGAGUUAAAAAGAGGGGAGCUGUUUUCUUCAGUAAGGAGAUAGAGCAGUAUGCUAUUCCCUUCAUGGGCUCAGAUCCCUCUGUGGUGCGGCGGACUCAACGCUACCUGUACGAGGAACACAAAAACUACCCUGUCCAGUACAUGGCAUAUGUAGGAAUUGGUGAUGUUUUCUCCUUGGCUAAGACCCUGUUUGCAGGUGUGGUCUUCUGGUUCAUGGUCAAAUUUGGUCUUGGAAGGAGACUGCUCACUCAGUUUCCCAAAUUAUUCUCUUUCGGAAUGUUCUCCAAAUCUGGACCUUCAAAGACACAGAUGAAAGACACAUCUUUCUGCAUGAGCUUCAUUGGGGAAGGCUACACAACAGGUCAUGACCCCUCUCAGGGCAAACCAAAUGCCAGGAUCAGCACAGAAAUAACUGGACCAGAACUUGGAUACAUCGCCACACCAAUUACUAUGGUACAGGCAGCUAUUACACUGCUCAAUGAGCCACACAGUCUCCCUAAACAGGGGGGUGUGUACACUCCAGGAUCAGCGUUCGCAAAGACCACCUUAAUCGACCGUCUUAACAAACACGGAAUAAUGUUCACCGUGCAGGACGAACAUUAGCCGAGUACAUUCUGACUUUCUCCAUUAGAUUGGCGUUGUCUUGCCGAUUUUAUAGCUAUCUAAAUUAAGAAAUGGUGUUUUGUAUUGUAUUGAUUUUAGCCAAACAUAUAAUCUGUUUCUGUGAAUUAUAGGCCUAUUUCUGAAGCCAUUUUAAAGCCAUUUAUUGAAGUGUAUAUAUAUACACUCACCUAAGGAUUAUUAGGAACACCUGUUCAAUUUCUCAUUAAUGCAAUUAUGGUGGUGGUGUAACGGUGUGGGGGAUGUUUUCUUGGCACACUUUAGGCCCCCUUAGUGCCAAUUGGGCAUCGUUUAAAUGCCACGGCCUACCUGAGCAUUGUUUCUGACCAUGUCCAUCCCUUUAUGACCACCAUUUACCCAUCCUCUGAUGGCUACUUCCAGCAGGAUAAUGCACCAUGUCACAAAGCUCAAAUCACUUCAAAUUGGUUUCUUGAACAUGACAAUGAGUUCAAUGUACUAAAAUGGCCCCCACAGUCACCAGAUCUCAACCCAAUAGAGCAUCUUUGGGAUGUCGUGGAACGGGAGCUUCGUGCAUCCCACAAAUCUCCAUCAACUGCAAGAUGCUAUCCUAUCAAUAUGGGGCAACAUUUAAAGAAUGCUUUCAGCACCUUGUUGAAUCAAUGCCACGUAGAAUUAAGGCAGUUCUGAAGGCGAAAGGGGGUCAAACACAGUAUUAGUAUGGUGUUCCUAAUAAUCCUUUAGGUAAGUGUAUAUAUACACACACGUAUACUGUAUAUAGUAUAUAUUUAUAUAUGUGCCUUUUUGUGGAGUGACACAAAUGGCUUAUUAAGUUAUUAAAUAUAAGAAGUUAUUACUAUUCAA